AUGGCCCCUGUCCCUACGUCUCUCUUGCGAGCUCUGUCCAUCCCCGACUCCUCCAGGGCCAGUCUCUCGACGUCUGGCUUGGGCUCGGGGUUCACCAGCACGGGCGCUAUUCGAGCAACAGUGCCCUCGCCCGCGACCCAGGAUGGGGAAGAAGAGCGCCAGUAUUUUGUCAAGACCUCAGCUGACGGUCAAGCGGCCGAGGAGAUGUUUAGGGGAGAGUACGAGUCUUUGAACGCCAUCGCAAAUUCGGUGCCGGGCUUUUGCCCCCGCGCGCUGGCCUGGGGAUUCCUCGAGGAGAGCAACGGGAAGAGCUUUUUCCUGGCCACCGAAUUCUUGGAACUGGGCGUUGGGGGCCGAACGGGGCCUCCCCUGGCUCAGCGACUGGGCAAGCUGCACUCGACGCCGGCGCCGCCCGAUCCUGAGACGGGGAAACGCCGGUUUGGGUUCCCGGUUCCUACGUACUGCGGCGACACGAAGCAGCCCAACCGGUAUCACGACUCGUGGGCUGAGUUCUACGCCAAUGAGCGGCUGUUGGUGAUUCUAGAAACGUCGGAGACGCGCAACGGUCGUGAUGCCAACCUGCGCGACCUGGUGGAACGGACGGCCAACACGGUCGUCCCCGCUCUGCUGGGUGACGGGCAUCUGGGCUAUGACAGGGAUGGAAAUGGCGAUGGAAUCACACCCGUCGUGGUGCAUGGUGAUCUCUGGAGCGGAAAUGCAGAUCGCGGACGCAUCGUCGCCAGCGGGCGCAAGGAAGACGAAGAGAUUGGGGACGUUGUCUAUGAUCCGUCCGCAUGCUACGCGCACAGCGAGUUUGAUCUGGGGAUCAUGAAGAUGUUUGGCGGGUUCGGAUCGUCGUUCUUCAGUGCCUAUCAUCGUAUUGUCCCCAAGACAGAACCGGUGGAGGAAUACGACGAUCGCGUGCUGUUGUACCAGCUGUAUCACCAUCUGAACCACCAUGCCAUCUUUGGGGCCGGAUAUCGGUCGGGGGCAGUGUCGAUCAUGCAAAAGCUGAUCAAGAAGUAUGGACGUUAG
Messenger RNA from Aspergillus melleus, 1035 nucleotides. RefSeq names its product putative fructosamine-3-kinase. Lineage: Eukaryota; Fungi; Ascomycota; Eurotiomycetes; Eurotiales; Aspergillaceae. The record is from RefSeq and is a predicted model, not a curated record. Bases 1 to 1035 code for a protein of 344 amino acids. The transcript has 2 exons.